CGCAGGUGGCAGUCGCGGGUCGCAACUCGGCGGGAUUCCUCAGGACCAGGAGCAGAAAAACGGGAGUCCGUUCGGUUCUUGGCGUAUUGUUAUAAAAUACUCGCACACACACAACUCAUAUUCUUAGCCCACCUAAGCCGGUCCCAUGAAAUUUCAGCGUCCAUUGUGCCAGCGAGUCGAACAAUUGCACACGUUUUUAUGUGCCGGAAUGCAAGAACCAUUGUGAAUACUCGUAUGUGUGAUACUAUAUGUGUUAUAUGUGCUGUAUGUAAAUACCGUGCAGUUGCCGUGUGUGUGAGCCCUGCGACUCGGAGCCGGAGUUUUGAACUCUGAACCCGGACAGUGUACAUGGAAUAUUAAUUACUGCCUCCUUCUGUCGAGCGAGGCGUUCCCUCCCGGAAUGGGUCGCAAAAAGAAGCUGCCGACGGGCGUAUCGUCUGGCGGCAGCAACGCCGCCGCCCCCAAGUCGGUGGGCGGGUUCUGUGUGCCGCUGGGACUGCCGCAGCCCCUGCUGCUCGAGGAGAAGAAGUUCCUGCUGGCCGUCGAGCGGGGCGACAUGCCGAACGUGCGCAGGAUCCUGCAGAAGGCGCUGCGCCACCAGCACAUCAACAUCAACUGCAUGGACCCCCUGGGCCGGCGGGCCCUCACCCUGGCUAUAGACAACGAGAACCUGGAGAUGGCCGAGCUGCUCGUCGUCAUGGGGGUGGAGACCAAGGACGCCCUGCUGCACGCCAUCAACGCGGAGUUCGUCGAGGCGGUGGAGCUGCUGCUCGAGCACGAGGAGCUCAUCUACAAGGAGGGCGAGCCCUACAGUUGGCAGAAGGUGGACAUCAACACGGCGAUGUUCGCGCCGGACAUCACGCCCCUCAUGCUGGCCGCCCACAAGAAUAACUUCGAGAUACUGCGCAUCCUGCUGGACCGCGGGGCGGCGGUGCCCGUGCCCCACGACAUUCGUUGCGGCUGCGAGGAGUGCGUCCGCCUGACCACCGAGGACUCGCUGCGGCACUCGCUCUCGCGGGUGAACAUCUACCGGGCGCUGUGCAGCCCCUCGCUGAUCUGCCUCACCUCGAACGACCCCAUCCUGACCGCCUUCCAGCUGUCGUGGGAGCUGCGCAACCUGGCGCUCACCGAGCAGGAGUGCAAGGCGGAGUACAUGGAGCUGCGCCGGCAGUGCCAGAAGUUCGCGGUGGACCUGCUCGACCAGACGCGCACCUCCAGCGAGCUGGCCAUCAUCCUGAACCACGACCCGCAGAUGUCCAGCUACGAGCCCGGCGACCGGAUGAGCCUCACCCGCCUGGUGCAGGCCAUCUCCUACAAGCAGAAGAAGUUCGUCGCCCACUCGAACAUCCAGCAGCUGCUGUCCUCGAUCUGGUACGACGGACUGCCCGGGUUCCGGCGUAAGAGCAUCGUCGACAAGGUCCUCUGCAUUGGCCAGGUGGCCGUGCUCUUCCCGCUCUACUGCCUCAUCUACAUGUGUGCCCCCAACUGCCGCACCGGCCAGCUGAUGCGCAAGCCCUUCAUGAAGUUCCUGGUCCACGCCUCCUCCUACCUCUUCUUCCUGUUCAUCCUGAUCCUGGUCUCCCAGCGGGCGGACGACGACUUCGUGCGGAUCUUCGGCACGGAGCGGAUGCGGAAGGAGCUGGCGGAGCAGGAGCUGCGCCAGCGGGGCCAGCCGCCCAGCAAGCUGGAGCUCGUGGUGGUGCUCUACGUGGUGGGCUUCGUGUGGGAGGAGGUGCAGGAGAUCUUCGCGGUGGGACUGAAGAGCUACCUGCGCAACAUGUGGAACUUCAUCGACUUCCUGCGCAACAGCCUCUACGUGAGCGUGAUGUGUCUGCGGGCCUUUGCCUACAUCCAGCAGGCGACGGAGAUUGCCAGGGACCCCCAGAUGGCGUACAUCCCGCGCGAGAAGUGGCACGACUUCGACCCGCAGCUGAUCGCCGAGGGCCUCUUCGCGGCGGCCAACGUCUUCUCGGCGCUGAAGCUGGUGCACCUGUUCAGCAUCAACCCGCACCUGGGGCCGCUGCAGAUCUCGCUGGGCCGGAUGGUCAUCGACAUCGUGAAGUUCUUCUUCAUCUACACCCUGGUGCUGUUCGCCUUCGCCUGCGGUCUGAACCAGCUGCUCUGGUACUUCGCGGCGCUGGAGAAGAGCAAGUGCUACGUGCUGCCCAACGGGGAGGCGGACUGGGGCUCCCACGGGGACUCCUGCAUGAAGUGGCGCCGCUUUGGCAACCUGUUCGAAUCCUCGCAGUCGCUGUUCUGGGCCAGCUUCGGGAUGGUGGGCCUGGACGACUUCGAGCUGAGCGGCAUCAAGUCGUACACGCGCUUCUGGGGACUGCUCAUGUUCGGCUCGUACAGCGUCAUCAACGUGAUUGUGCUGCUCAACCUGCUCAUCGCCAUGAUGUCCAACUCGUACGCCAUGAUUGAUGAGCACUCGGACACCGAGUGGAAGUUCGCCCGCACCAAGCUGUGGAUGAGCUUCUUCGAGGACAGCGCCACCCUGCCGCCGCCCUUCAACGUCCUGCCCUCCGUGAAGUGGCUCAUCCGGGUGUUCCGCAAGUCGAGCAAGGCCAUCGACCGCCAGCGCUCCAAGAAGCGACAGGAGCAGGAGCAGUUCAGCAAGUACGACAACAUCAUGCGCUCCCUGGUCUGGCGCUACGUGGCCGCCAUGCACCGCAAGUUCGAGGACAACCCCGUCUCCGAGGACGACAUCAACGAGGUGAAGAGCGAGAUCAACACGAUGCGCUACGAGAUGCUCGAGAUAUUCGAGAACAGCGGCAUGGACGUCUCCUCGGCGAACAAGAAGGAGCGGCAGCCUCGACCGCGGCGCAUCAAGGUCUGGGAACGGCGCCUGAUGAAGGGCUUCCAGGUGGCGCCGGUGCAGAGCAGCUGCGAGGCGGAUGCCUUUGGAAACGUGAACGGACAGGGGGAAAUGCGGGAGGUGAAGGUGGAGGCGAUCCCCUCGAAGCCCGCCAAGGAGACCGCCAGGGAGCGGUUCCAGCGGGUGGCCAGGACCGUGCUGCUCCAGUCCACCGCCCACAGGUGGAACGUGGUGCUCCGGGCGGCGCAGGACUCGCAGAUCGGUCGCUGCACCCGGAGCGAGCGGAAGAGCCUUCAGAACCUGGGCAGGGCCAUCGAGGAGGCCAAGAGACUCAUCAUGCUCAACCCGGGAUGUCCCUCCGGGCGGGAGUCCCCCAUCCGCAUCGAGUUCGAGGACGAGAAGUCGAGCACUCUGUUGGAGCUGCUCAACCAGAUCAGCGCGGAGAUCAGCGACAGCGAGCGACCCAAGGCGAAGCCCACCUGGCGGCCUCCUCUGAAGUCGGUGCACGCCAGGGCCAUCGCUUCCAACAACACCCGAUCCCUCACAGCGCCGGAGCUGAAGUUCAGCCGGAAGUCCUCGGCCAGUCCGGCUCCCACUCCCGUGGAGACGCCCAAGCACAGUGCGGUCUCCCAACUGCGGAGCCGGGAGCUGCCCCUCUGCGCCAGCAAGCUCAUUGCCAACCCCGCUCCCUCGGCUAAUCCCCCCAAGAAGGCGGCUCCCUCCAUCCCGACUGGAGCCCCGCCGCCCAGCUACAAGGCCUCCGCCGCCCACACGCCCUUCUCCGUGGAGAGGGGCCGCUCCCGGAUGGCAUCGGAUGGCAUAGACAUCCACGUGGUGGACCUGGACGAGCGGGGAGGUCACCCGGGCAGGGCCACGGCCGCGGACAACGUGUCCGACAUCAGCUCCAUAGCCAGCACGAGUCCCCAGCGGCCGAGGCACCGCAACUGAAUGUGAUUGUGGCGUGGACUCGGGCCAUAAGUCUCCCUGGGAAUGGCUACUCAAGGUGCCUUCCGAGCAGCGCCUCUCUUGUAUCCAUCCGUCUAUUAUGCGUAACAGGGAAUAAAGUUGUUUAGGCAAAUGUAA
This is a messenger RNA of Drosophila ficusphila, 3901 nucleotides long. RefSeq names its product transient-receptor-potential-like protein (gene trpl). Lineage: Eukaryota; Metazoa; Arthropoda; Insecta; Diptera; Drosophilidae. The record is from RefSeq and is a predicted model, not a curated record. The transcript is spliced from 14 exons. Gene Ontology annotation, cellular component: membrane; cation channel complex. Bases 401 to 3766 code for a protein of 1121 amino acids. Gene Ontology annotation, biological process: manganese ion transport; calcium ion transmembrane transport; regulation of cytosolic calcium ion concentration. Gene Ontology annotation, molecular function: store-operated calcium channel activity; protein binding; inositol 1,4,5 trisphosphate binding.